AUGAAAUGCAAAAAGUGUAAAGCCAGUUUAAUAAGUGGUGUAAAAUGCAAUGUUUGUUUGUCUUAUUAUCACACAAGUUGUGGAAAGUUGCUCAGUAAAGGGAAGUUCAAUUCUGAAGAUGUUAUAUUGUGCUGUAAUCGACCCUGUUCUCCGUUUACCGAAGACACUACUCCUGAGCCAAAUGAUAUCAUCGAUUUAUCAAACAUCACUGAACCAGUUGAUGCGACCAUGUUUAAGUAUGUCAUGCAGCAGAAAGAUGUGAUCAUUGAAGAACUACGGUCUAAAAUCGAUCUCCUACAAGAAAAAAUUUGCCUUCUAGAACAACUGGAAAAAGAACGGCAAAAACUCUCCCAGUCCUCUAUCACACCAGUCGCUGCUAAGCAAGAUAAGCAAAAGGUAAACAAGGAAAAUGGUGGAAGUUCUGUCAAAGUUUCUGUCAAAGGUUUAAGAAGUCCUGCGAUGUCAUCAAAAAGUCCUGCGAUGUCAUCUAAAAGUCCUGCAAUGUCAUCAAAAAGUCCUGUGAUGUCAUCACCCAACAUAAAAUCUAUACAGCCCACAAUGAAAGUACAGCCAAAGGCUCUUCCAAAACGCCAUAAUGAUGAAUGGAAUCUAGUUGAGAAGAAAAAACGUUACACCCUGAUACCAAAAAGGAAGACGUACUAA
Zophobas morio is the source of this 663-nucleotide messenger RNA. RefSeq lists its product as uncharacterized. The record is from RefSeq and is a predicted model, not a curated record. Bases 1 to 663 code for a protein of 220 amino acids. The transcript is spliced from 2 exons. NCBI's taxonomy places the organism in Eukaryota, Metazoa, Arthropoda, Insecta, Coleoptera, Tenebrionidae.